This is a messenger RNA of Periophthalmus magnuspinnatus, 947 nucleotides long. It is a transcript of the gene chchd2, whose product is annotated as coiled-coil-helix-coiled-coil-helix domain containing 2. Gene Ontology annotation, molecular function: sequence-specific DNA binding. NCBI's taxonomy places the organism in Eukaryota, Metazoa, Chordata, Actinopteri, Gobiiformes, Gobiidae. Bases 137 to 658 code for a protein of 173 amino acids. The transcript has 4 exons. Gene Ontology annotation, cellular component: nucleus; mitochondrion. The record is from RefSeq and is a predicted model, not a curated record. Gene Ontology annotation, biological process: mitochondrion organization; positive regulation of transcription by RNA polymerase II.
GGGAAUCAAAUGAUGUAACACGAGGAAAGUUCCGGAGUACUGUAAGGUCACACAGAAGCUUCUUAAACCCUUGCACUCUACUCUUAAAUUACUGCGUUGCUACUUUUCUCACAGACGCAAAAUUUAUUGAAUAAAAAUGCCAAGAGGAAGCAGAAGCCGGACAUCAAGGGUCGCCCCUCCAGCCAGCAGAGCCCCUCCUCCACCUCCUCCCAUGGCGCGAGCUGCACCUCCUCCUGCCCAUGCUCCUGUUCCUAUGCAGGCACCUCCUUCAGCCGUUGGGGCUCCAGCAGCUCCCAGACAGCCUGGUAUGUUUGCCCAGAUGGCAACUACAGCUGCUGGUGUGGCAGUAGGUUCAGCAGUGGGCCAUACGAUUGGUCAUGCUAUGACAGGAGGCUUCGGCGGAGGACAUUCAGAGCCGGCAAGGCCUGACGUCACUUACCAGGAGCCUUACCAGGCACAACCAUACCAGCAGCCGUACCAGCAACCAUAUCAGCAGUCACAGUCUAUGUACCAACAAGAGCCUCAGCAGCAACAGGCCUGCUCAUAUGAGCUCAAACAGUUCAUUGAGUGUGCCCAGACUCAGAGCGACCUCAAACUCUGUGAAGGCUUCAGUGAGGUGCUCAAACAGUGCAAGUUUGCAAAUGGGCAAUCAUCAUGAGGCCGCUGGCUGCAGUUAUCAUCCUACUAAAUAAUAAAAACAGAAUACAAAACAAUGCUCUUUUGUCAGAUGUUGUUGUAUUAUAUUUAUAAACAUUAGUCAUUUCAUAUAGAUAAUAUUGGCUUUUGUUUAUAUUUAAUUAAGUACUUGAUUUUUUUAGUUUGUUGUAAUUUUCCUCUACAUACAUUUACUAAUACAGAGCAAAUGGGAUUUCUGCUAUAAUUUGUCAAAAUCACUGUUCUUCAUCUACUUGAUUUGCAAUAAAUAUAAUAAAACUCAACUAACCAAA